Molecule: messenger RNA, 2187 nt
Organism: Cokeromyces recurvatus
Lineage: Eukaryota; Fungi; Mucoromycota; Mucoromycetes; Mucorales; Mucoraceae
Exons: 6
Coding region: 1-2187 (728 amino acids)
Molecular function (GO): metal ion binding
Source: RefSeq, a predicted model, not a curated record
AUGUUCUUUGAAGCCACUUAUGUACCUUCACCACCUUUAUCUGUUGCUAGUAUAGAUGACAAUGACAUUCCGAGUAUAAAUGCUGAGUUACCGACGAUGAAUGACAACAGUGGUAAACAAUCUAUUGAAUCUGAUAUUGAAUCUGAUUCAGAUAAGCCAGUGGAUCAUGUUAUAUUUGUAAUUCACGGUAUUGGACAGCAAACAGAACAAUAUGGUCACUUUUAUGAACACAUUGAAAAUUUGCAAGAAACAACUAGACAAGUAUUACAAGCCAAGAUACCAGAUCAUAAUGUACGCAUUGAGCUUAUACCCAUUGAAUGGCAUCGACAUAUCCAUGAUCAAGUUGACCCUCUUCUUAACAAAAUUACUUUGAAAUCAAUACCUACUAUUAGACUUAUCGAGAAUGAUUAUCUUGCUGACGUUCUCUUUUAUUUCUCUAAAGAGAGGGGCCAGACGAUUGUUGACAAUGUCACUCAAUUAUUUAAUACGUCAUAUCAUAACUUUAUCUCUAAACAUCCUGACUUUAAAGGGAAAAUUAUCAUCCUGGGUUAUUCCUUAGGUGGCAUCAUUACUUGGGAUAUUUUAUCACACCAAAGAGAAUUACAAACUAGGGAAGAAAAGGAAGCGUAUAAUAGCAUGAACACCAUCCAAUUCUCAAAGUUGGAUUUUAAGCCACAUUAUUUUUAUGGAUUAGGUUCACCUAUUGGAGCAGUCUUGGUCUUUCGAGGUCAAGAUCCAAAAUAUUAUCAUCCUGAAUAUGAUAUUCAAUUUGAAAACAUCUUUCAUCCUUUUGACCCAUUGGGUUAUCGAUUUGAACCUUUAUUUAAUGAUUACUUUAUAGAUAAACCUGCUGUAUUAAUAGAAAGAUCAUUCCCAAUAGGUCCCUCUUUCUCUUUUCCAUCAUUCCCCUCUACAGGUUUCUUUUCCUUUUUUUCAGGGAAACAACAAGAAAAUAAGGCUGCAAAAACAAUUUAUAAUGCUACUUCUGAAACUGCAGAUAACCAAAAGGAACAAAAGACAUCAUCCUCUUUAGGAUUUAUGACUUCUUUAUUUCAAUACUUUUCGAAAGGGGGCGGUAUUGUCGAUUCUACUUCUUCAAAAGAACAAGAGUCAAUUGUAGGUUCAGUAAAUGCUGUUGCUGCUGCUGCUGCUGCCGAUGAUGAUGAUGACAAUGAUGAUAAAAGUAUAAUUGCUGCUGCUGCUGCUGCUGCUGCCGUUGCAACAACAUGUUGGGAUCCAAUACAGACUAGAGAACAAUUGUUAGCAUUACGUGAUGACCUGGAUAGAACACUAAAGAAUCUGUCUAUGAAUGAAAAAAGAAAAAGACGACCAAAGACGAUCAGGUCUAAAACGAUUCAUGCUUUAGAAGAUGACUAUUAUAGCAGUAGCAUAUACUCUUCUUCGUUAGAACAAAACUCGGAUGGUUCUGUUAUGAUGGAUAAAUUCAUAUCUAAAAAUUGGCAAGAGAAUGAUCAGCAGCAGCAGCAGCAGCAGCAGCAGCAGCCAGCUACAAGAUUAAAGCUUCGAAAGACAAAGACAACAGAACCAAGGAUGGCAAGACAUCAUUUAGUAGAGAUCUUAGGUAUUGAUGGUGUUUCUGUAGAUGAACGAAGUCGAAUAAUAACAACCACAUUGAAUAAAGACAACAAAGAGCCUUUCCUAAAACCUAAUAAUCAAAAGUAUGACUACUCUUUUGAAGGAAAGAAGAAGAAAGAAGAAGAUGAAUCCAUGAAAGUUGAAGAUCACUUGAUAAAUGAAAAAUCAACAACACAUCCUAAUAAUAAUAAUAUUUGGUUAGAUUUAGAUAAUGAGCUUAAUAAACCAGGCCCUGCAAUUACAAAUCCAGGAGAGUCUAAAGCAGAUGUAGCUCAAGAUGCUACAGUUGUUGCUCAUACAAACACAAAAGCUCAAGAGAAGGAUAAACAAACAGAUAUUGAAGAAGAGAUGGAGGUAAACAAGCUGCUACCAGGGAAAAGACGUAUGGACUAUGUUUUACAGCCUGAAAGUGUUAUGUCAAUGAUUGCUAAUGAAUAUCUUAUUGGCUUACGUGCUCAUUUCUCUUAUUGGACGAACAAGGACUUUAUCUGGCAUAUGUUACGUCGUAUUGAAGUUUUAGAGGGGAUGAAAAAGAAGCAGCAGCAGCAGCAGCAACAUGAUGAUGAGUCAUCUACUACUACCAGUAAUUAA